Molecule: messenger RNA, 1074 nt
Organism: Meloidogyne enterolobii
Lineage: Eukaryota; Metazoa; Nematoda; Chromadorea; Rhabditida; Meloidogynidae
Source: the annotation of a GenBank genome assembly
AUGCAGAAUUUGGUUCUCUCAAACUUCUUUUGCUCAGAUAUCUGGCUUGUCCUCGUCUCUCCAAAUCUGACAUUUACACAUCGCCAAAAACAAAAUGGAACUCUAAUGGAGAUGAAAUGCUCUGAUGAGAAACGCCGUCUCUUUUCUGAAUCAUCAGUUAAUUAUUUUGUUGAAUUAAUUGAAGUACAAAUACGUCGACUAUUGGAUUCUGGCUGUGCACAGAUUAUUGAAACUCCUGUUUUGGAUUUUCUCAAAACUGAGGUUUUUCAAAAUGAACCGCUCAUUGGAGUAUUUGAACAACAUGACCUGCCUACUUUGGAAUAUCUACGAGCUAUUGUGGUUAAACUUGUUCGUUAUCGUGAUGAAUACCAGAAUAAAUGUAAAAAGAUACAAAAACACCAAUCAAGCACAUUCUGGGCACUUUUCUUUCGUUGGAUAUUUAAUAUAACAGAAACUCCACCAAUUGAUAUGCAAUUAUUGGAACGUCAAAUAAUUGAAAUUCAAAGAUUAAUUAAUUGGUUAAUUGAAAAAAUGGGUGGAAGAAGAAAAAUUUUUAGAGAAGAAAGUGAAAUUAGUAGUUUAUUUCAAUCUAAAGAAGAAAUUAAACCUUCACAACACUCCUUACUUCGUCCAGAGGAUCCAGAACAUUCGGUUGAUCCAUGGACAAAAAUGCUAUUUUUAACACCACAUGGACGUUUACAGGUACUUGAACGUCAGGCACGUUUUGACUAUUCCAAAUAUUCUCGUCAAAUAGCUGACACAUUUCCAGCUAUUGGAUAUUGGGAUAUUGGUCCUUUAGCUCGAUGGCUGCACAGAUUGAGUAUUCGUUGGACUAAUAGUGGAUUAGUGCAAUAUCUACGUCAACAUAAACAAGACUCAGCAAUUACUCGGAUUGCAGCUAAAGCUUUACUUAGCGGCCCAUCACCUCCACGUUAUGUGCCUGUAUUUGCUCGUUUAGUACCCAAACAACAAUCAACUUUGAAUCUUCGUCAAUUUGCACGUUUACCAAUGCUAAUUUAUAUUGUUUUUGCUUUCUUCUUUUUUAUAAUGUUUAUUUACAAAUAUUUCCUUUGA